AUGCCUCUCAAAACUACAGACGCUUUGGGUACAUACAGCUCUAUAUCAGGUUACAAAGUCAACAUGGACAAAAGUGAAGUACUUCCAUUGACUCGGUUUGUUUAUAGCAUCUGUGACAGGUCCCUUCAGAUGGUUGCCACAGGGGUUCAAAUAUCUAGGAAUCACAGUUGAUAAUGACUUAAGAAAUGUGUACAAGCUUAACUACCCUGUCUUGGUUCAGAAGGUGGUGGAUGACUUGAAUAGAUGGAUAGAUAUGCCUCUUACAUUAUUUGGGAGAAUUAACUGUUUUAAGAUUAACGUUCUGCCUAUGAUGAUGUAUCCAUUUCAAUCUUAA
Molecule: messenger RNA, 334 nt
Organism: Coregonus sp. 'balchen'
Lineage: Eukaryota; Metazoa; Chordata; Actinopteri; Salmoniformes; Salmonidae
Source: the annotation of a GenBank genome assembly